AUGUCAUUAGAUAAUGAACAUGAUCAAUUCAUGGAUAGUUUAAAACCAGCUAGUCCGACUCAUGAUUCAUCACUGGACUUAUCUCGAGCUGAAAAAGAAUUAAAUCAAUUACAACAAGAUAAACAAAACCUAAUGAUUCAACAAAAUCAACAAUAUUUAGAAUCAUUAUUCCAAGAUCAUAAGCAUCAACCAGUGAAAAUUAGAAAUGUACAAAUUACUAAUGGACAAUCAUAUCGAGAUCAAUUUUUAAAAUAUCAAUUUCGAAAUUUACUUAAUGGGGAAGUCAUGACAUUAGAGAAAUAUCUUAAUAAUGUGAAUCAAAUAUCAAAAAUUUUAAUAUCUUCUGGGAUAAUUGAGAAUUUACAUGUACUGAAUAAUUUAGUUAAUCCUCCUUUAUUUUCCAAAAGUCAAGCAUUUCAUCUUGUGCCAGUAUUUAAUGUUGUUCCUGUUAAAAGAUUUUUCGCUAAAACUGGGACUAAUAUUGGUAAUGGAGAAGGGGAUGGAUAUAUUCAAUUUCAAUUGAAAAAUUUAUUUGGUGGAGGUGAAAAUUUAAUAUUUGAUGCUAUUACUGGGACGAAAACAAAAUCAUCUUAUUUAAUUAAUUAUAAUCAACCAAUUGGUAAUAAUUUACAAUAUAUGAAUGAGAAUUUAUUUAUGAUAAAUACAAGAAAUCUAGAUUGGUUACAAUCAAAUAUUACCACUAGAGGAAUGAUUAAUAAAAUAUAUACACAAUUUUAUAAUUCCAACUUAAAUCAUGAAAUAAUUAUGGAAAAUAGUUGGAAAAUAUUAAAUAAUCAAAAAAGUAAAUCAUUACAAGUUUUACAACAAGCUGGUUCUCAAUUUAAAUCAUCAAUUGCUUAUAAUAUGAAUUAUGAUACUAGAGAUAAUAAACAUUUACCAACAAUAGGGAAAUUUUUACAAAUUGGCAUUGAAUAUAAUAAUCCAUCAUUAUUAUUAAUGAGAUUUAAAAAUCAAUAUCCAUUUAUUAAAACCGUGGCUCAAACUCAAUUUGUUCAACAAUUACCAAUUAUCAAAUCCAAUUUAAUCAUCACCAAUAAAUUUGGUUUAUUAUACCCUUUGAAUAAUGAUAAAUCAUCAUCGUCAUUAUUAGAUAGAUUUUAUAUUGGGGGACCAAACGAUGUAAGAUCAUUUUUACUUAAUGGUUUAGGUCCAAAAGAUUAUAAUUCAUGUAUUGGUGGUGAUUUAUUUUUCAAUGGGGGAAUAUCUUUAAUUACUGAUAUACCGAAAUAUAAUGAAUCUAAUUUUAAAAUUCAUAAUUUUAUUAAUUUUGGAAGAUUAGUUGGGUUUAAUAAAGAAAUUAGUUUAUUUAAUAAUUUACAAAAGUUAACUAAUCAAUAUUCAAUAAGUUAUGGAUUUGGAAUAUUAUUUAAUCAUCCAAUGGCUAGAUUUGAAUUGAAUUUUGUGUUACCAUUAGUUACUCAUGAAAGAGAUUCACUUCGUAAAGGUAUACAAUAUGGUAUAGGUGUAUCAUUUUUGUAA
Molecule: messenger RNA, 1500 nt
Organism: Candida dubliniensis CD36
Lineage: Eukaryota; Fungi; Ascomycota; Pichiomycetes; Serinales; Debaryomycetaceae
Gene: SAM50
Product: SAM complex subunit
Exons: 1
Coding region: 1-1500 (499 amino acids)
Biological process (GO): protein insertion into mitochondrial outer membrane
Cellular component (GO): outer membrane; SAM complex
Source: RefSeq, a predicted model, not a curated record